Molecule: messenger RNA, 829 nt
Organism: Hypoxylon fragiforme
Lineage: Eukaryota; Fungi; Ascomycota; Sordariomycetes; Xylariales; Hypoxylaceae
Exons: 1
Coding region: 130-603 (157 amino acids)
Source: RefSeq, a predicted model, not a curated record
CCCCAGACCUUCUUUUGACUGUUUAAUGCGCUCUUACCCCUAAUAAGCCUACCUACAUAUCAUAAGUCUCUAUACCAUACGUCUCCCGAGCCACUACACCCCACACGUACCCACGUACCUACCACCACCAUGCCCACAUUCGUCACCCGCGAGUCCUACGCCUGCUCCCACAGCGUCGAGACCUCCAAAGUCGUUCUCGGCACCGACGCCGCGACCAUGAUCGAGACGAUACCGAUCCCCUCGCAAUGUCUACAGUGCGUAUGCCGGUCUCUCCUCGACACCGUGUUCCCCCUAGACGCAGACGACGAUGACAUCGGCAGUGACAGUGACAGCGAUGACAACGACUCAAGCCAGUUCCUAGACCGCGUGCCCCUGCUGCACAUGAGCGAGCUCGUCGAGCACCUUCAGACGCUGAUACGGAAGCAGCGGCGCAGCAUGGUGGUGGGAAAGAGGGGUGGCUACGCGGCGGGGGUGAAGCAGAUGCGCGAUCUGGAGAAGCUCAGGUCGAGCGUGCUGGCGCCGGCGGAUGCAGGUGAGUUCCGGGCUACGCUGCUUGCGCUGACGGGCUUCCAGUUUGAGGUUGAUCCUUGCUUUUUUAUUUAAUGCCUAGUUUUAGUUAUACAUAUAUGGACGAAAUAGGGUGUAGUAAAACACUUGCUUCGCAUAGAGCAUGUCCUCUGGGGAUUAGGACGAGGUAGGUUUAACUCGUUUAGUCGUAAUAAAUCAUCUAUGAAGCACUUUCAAGUCAAGUCCUCUAUGUGAAAUAAAUUAGUUCCCAUUCCAAACACAUGCGCCUCGUUCGUUGCCCGAUAGGCUCAUAUCGACCUAC